Messenger RNA from Rubroshorea leprosula, 772 nucleotides. The record is from the annotation of a GenBank genome assembly. NCBI's taxonomy places the organism in Eukaryota, Viridiplantae, Streptophyta, Magnoliopsida, Malvales, Dipterocarpaceae.
AUUAGAUUUUAUGUUCUUAGCUUUUGUAUAGGCUUUGGGUUUUAGCAUGGUAAUUUGGGACAGGAUGAACUAGUUCUAGUUUAUUCUUACCUUGGGCUUCCAUGCUGGAAUGCCAAUGAAGGAUAUAGAAUCUUUUGAAUGCCCCUUGACAUAUUUUGUUGGAAAUGCAUUUGCAGCUGCCGUUGUUACUAAAGACUCAUGGAAGAAGUCAAUAUUGAGCAGUGAUGUCCCUGUUCUGGUGGAAUUUUAUGCAAGCUGGUGUGGACCUUGCCGGAUGGUUCACCGAGUAAUUGAUGAGAUUGCAGGAGAGUAUGAUGGGAAACUAAACUGCUUUUUGCUCAACACCGACAAUGACUUACCAGUUGCCGAGGAUUAUGAGAUUAAGGCAGUGCCAGUGGUCUUGCUGUUCAAAAAUGGAGAGAAACGGGAGUCCAUUGUUGGUACCAUGCCUAAGGAAUUCUAUAUUUCUGCCAUUGAGAGGGUUCUGGAGUCAUAAACAUGAAUCUGUCUGCAGUGAAGUUGUCAACAUUCAUUUCACGAAUAUUCAGUAAAUAAUUUGUUCAUCCUCUAGUUAUCACUUGCUGUUAACCACCAUGACUGUUGAGCUGAACUAGAAUCUUUAGAACACUUCCCUGCUGUUCACCUAGUCCUUUUCCUUUCAGGGUUCAAAAAUGCGAAGCAAAUGAAUCAUCUUUUUCUUGUCUUGUUGUCCUAUUUGUUAAUGUUGGAAGAUCGGGCUAGUGUCGAGCUUGAGUAAAGCCCAAUACAUAUA